AUGAACCCAGAAUCAGUCGUCUACGGGCGAAGCCCCCGUACGCUCUUCCGUCGAUGCGUCGUCAACUGCCCGACCGAGGCGCCGCCGUGUCCACCCUGCAAGGGCACUGAAAUAUGCACCCUCACGGCCAAAUCGUGCGAGGCCUGCGCUGCUGCUAUCUGCGUCCCCGAUCCCCUCGCCAGCCAGCCGUCGGACGACUCGGGCGCUCCAACAGGCGCUAUUGCCGGCGGUGUCGUCGGCGGCAUCGCCCUCAUCGCUGCCAUCGUGCUUACCUGGUGGUUUUGUGUCCGGCGUCGACGCAAGAACACUGAGCUGUGGGAUGAGAAGACAAACGCCAGCAGCGUCGACGUAGACAGCAACAACCAGAAGAGGCACUCUGCUGUCGGCUCCAUCGCCUCCACUGUCCUCACACGCGCCUCCAACGUCAUCCAGAUCGCAUACAUCCCCGGCAUCACCAACAGAUCCGCUCCCGGCUCACCAGACCUCAUGGUCCCUCCUGUGCCACCAAUCCCAUCCGCCGUCGCCAGCGGACAGAACCAGCACUUCUUCAUGCCUGGCGACAUUCGUGACUCCAUGUGGUCUGGCAUGACCGAUGACGACGGCAAGAGCAUUAGCCCCAGUCUCGCUCGCAGCAGCGUUGCCACGACCAUCUACCGUCAUAACGCCAUCGUCAGUCCCGUCCCGGCCCAGGAGGCCUACCAGGCCAGGGCAAACAUCGUCAGCGUCAAGUCAGGCGCCAGCUCCUCCUCCUCUCAGUCGUCUCCAAAAGUCCCGGCCAUCACCAACUCACAGAUCAACAAAGCCAAUGCAGUUGCAGCGAAGCUUGGUGUCAGCUCGAUCGUUGCUCGCAGCGCAGUCGCUCGUCCUAUCAACGUUACAAAGGGUGGUCGCUCCAAGACGACGACCACGGCAACAACUAUCACCGACAACAAUUCUUCACAAAGUACACCCAAGGUCACCGUCGAAUCGCCUGAACACAGCCCAUCCACCGGCGAGUCUAGCAACGAUUACUCCAGCCCAAGGACGAUGCUACCACCACCGUGCCGUGGAUCCAUCCAGUCACUUGCAGUCAACGAAAUAGAUGACUCUCCUGAGCCAAAACAAAGCCCAUUUGCCGACCCAAUUGCUGAAGAAGAACCCAUACCCUCGUCUUCCUUAGCCAGCGGUCCAAACGGCCAGUCAAAACGAAGUGCCAGCCCUUUUGAUGACAAACAUGAGGUCAAGGGGUAG
Nannizzia gypsea CBS 118893 is the source of this 1230-nucleotide messenger RNA. RefSeq lists its product as hypothetical. Bases 1 to 1230 code for a protein of 409 amino acids. The transcript has 3 exons. Lineage: Eukaryota; Fungi; Ascomycota; Eurotiomycetes; Onygenales; Arthrodermataceae. The record is from RefSeq and is a predicted model, not a curated record.